This is a messenger RNA of Colletotrichum destructivum, 4584 nucleotides long. Its product is annotated as Putative Sirtuin family, DHS-like NAD/FAD-binding domain superfamily. Gene Ontology annotation, molecular function: NAD+ binding; histone H4K16 deacetylase activity, NAD-dependent. Bases 1492 to 3102 code for a protein of 536 amino acids. Gene Ontology annotation, cellular component: nucleus. The transcript has 2 exons. The record is from RefSeq and is a predicted model, not a curated record. NCBI's taxonomy places the organism in Eukaryota, Fungi, Ascomycota, Sordariomycetes, Glomerellales, Glomerellaceae.
GGCACAGGCACAUACACACUCACUCUCUCACCUCGGACCAUCCGUCUUUCAAAAUCAACAACCUGAUUGAUGCUAUCUUCUUGGCCCCCCUCCCAUCUAGAACUGCUUACGCAUUGCAGUGUUCUCCCACUUCCGUGUGCGUUCCCUUUCUCUCCCUCCGGAACUCGCAUCCCUUCUCUGCAGACCGGCUAGAACGCCCCCUUUCGUUCCCAGUCGCUUGCUGACCUCUCAUUCUGUCUCCUACCUUCUAUCCCCCCUCUCUCUGUCGCACACACACACAUACACACACACACACACUCUCUCUCUCUCUCUCUCUCUCUCUCUCUCUCUCUCUCUCUCUCUCUCUCUCUGAUACUUCACCUUUACCGACGAACGACGGACGACGUUAGCUUGAUUCCUUGCAUCCCCCCUUCCACUUUUUCUUAUCAUUUACCGCGCCCUUCCCCCCCCAAUUUCAUUCGGGAACCUACACUUGAACCGAGCCCAUCCAUCAAUUUGAGACCAUCCCAUCCGUUCCGUUUCGGUCGGUCGCCAUUCAUUUUUCAGCUUUCCACAUCCGAACCCUGCAACUCUUGUUUCUUUCCGCCCUUCCGUCAACACAACUCAAGGAAACCGCCGACUAUUCUUCUCCUCUCGCCUUCCGUGGCCAACUUACCGGCCGUCAACGAGGCCGCGUUUUCGCUUUGCUCCACGCAACCAACCUAGACUGUUGUUGGAUCAUUACUGCUAGCCCUCAUACAAAUACUCUCUCCAACUGUCUCCUCUCGUCUAUUGCUAGACACAAAUAUCCAAGCAGGGCACAGUGUCUUCUCCGUCACGCCACCCUAGGGAGAUGACCGACGAGUUGUGAGCGAAAAAGGCGGAACUCGGCCACAUCAAAUCUCAUUUGCAGCCAAGGCAUCCUUUUUUCCGUUCUUCACUCACACAUACUCUUUCGCCCACUCACACCCUUGAGAGCCCGACCGUCCAGCAACCUUUAAAACUUCUCCCUCCCGCACAUAUUCCUUACCUGCACUCUUCUACUCCCUUCUGUUCUUCUCAGCGCCUCUCCUUCUCCGGCUCUCCAUCAACCUUCCUCGAACGUGGGCUUGUGCGAGGCAAUUCGGAAAGGGAGAAGAAAGAAAAUUAAGACCCGAGUGUUGUUUCCCUCUUUCCACACUCUGGCCGCCAAAUUCUUGUUGCUCUUCAUUUCGCCUCCACCAAGCCCAUACCAGCCCAGUCUUUGUCCAGUCCAUCCUUCUGCCCUGUCUCACAAAUCAAUCAUCGGCUGGUCGGCAGUCUCGCACCCCAUCAACCAGACACGUACACCCGGCUAGCUAUCUACGCUAUUUUGCUCAGCUCGGCUCUGGUCUAUUGAAACCUACCAUCUCAUCCACCGACUUUUCUCUCUUCUCUUUGCGAGUUUCAUCAACCCUCUAUUGACUCUUUCCCCUCCUAUCCCCCCGCCACCAAACCUGUCAGAGCCAACAGAAUUGGACACGCCGGGAAAGUAUGAAGACUCAACGGGCGGCAACCAAGGCCGUCACGGUCAAGAAGCGCGGCAACAACAAACCCAAGGGCGCCGCCCCCGCCUACAAGAUCGACAACCCCAAUCCCCCGGAGAACCCAACUCUUGAGGAAAUCAAGCACGCCGUCGGCCUCCAGGAACUCGAGGAACGCGUCAAGGAUGCCAAGGAGUCAGCAUGGGAGACGGACUCGCUUCUGGAAGAUGCCAUCGCUGAGAUGGGCGAUGCGAAACUCUCCUCGGAUGAUCCUGACAGCUGCACGCCUGACGAGGCCAUGGGUCUGCGCCACCAACUCAGAGCCCUUGGUCCCGCGGAAUUCUGUAGAAGAACUGUCGAUGCCGGCCGCUACACGGCCAAGAAGCUGUUGUCAGCUUUUGGCCUCAAGCCGCCCGCCUUCCUUGAGGGCGCCGAAGACGAGGCCUACUUCAGUCUCUUGUCGCUGGCCAUCAGCAGAGAGUUGUCCAAGCGUGCCAAGCUGUUCCGCUACAACACGGUUGACGACGCCGUUGAGCUGCUGCAGCGGAGCAAAAACAUCAUCGUCCUCACCGGCGCCGGUAUCUCGACCUCGCUUGGCAUCCCUGACUUCCGCUCAAAGGGCGGCCUUUACUCGCAGCUCGAGCACCUGGGACUAAACGACCCGCAAGAGGUGUUUGACAUUUCCGUCUUUAAGCAAGACCCGACCAUUUUCUACACCGUCGCCAAGGACAUCCUGCCCUCCACCAACCGCUUCACGCCAACUCACGCCUUUAUCUCGAUGCUCGAGAAGCAGGGCAAGCUGCUCACCAACUACACGCAAAACAUUGACAACCUCGAAGCCAAGGCCGGCAUCUCGCCUGACAAGCUCAUCCAGUGCCAUGGCUCGUUUGCCACCGCUACGUGCGUUCAGUGCCGCUUCAAGUGCGUUGGUGAGGACAUCUUCCCCGACAUCAAGGCUGGCAAGAUCCCGCGCUGCCCGCGCUGCAUCCAGAACCUCCGACCCAACGGCAGCACGAAGCGCAAGCGGUCGGCGGGUACAGAGCGCAAGCGCCGCAGGUUUAGCUCCGACGACUCGGUGUCGGACGGCGAGUAUGAUAUGCCUAGCGCGGGCGUCAUGAAGCCAGACAUCACCUUCUUUGGCGAGGCGUUGCCCGACGAGUUCAGCAGACGCCUGACGGAACACGACCGUGACAAGGCGGACCUUGUCAUCGUCAUCGGCACGAGUCUGAAGGUGACACCGGUGUCGGAAAUAGUGAGCUGGCUGCCGGCCAAUAUCCCCCAGAUCUACAUCUCGCGACAGGCUGUCAACCAUAUCAACUUCGACAUCGACCUGCUCGGCGAUUGCGACAUCGUCGUCUCGGAGCUUUGCCGCCGUGCCGGCUGGCCGCUAGAGCACGAGAUGGUCCCCGAGGGCCAGGUCGUCGAUGUGAAGCCCGACGGCGGAUGCGUCAGCAGGCAUGUCUUUGAGGUAGUGAACCCUCGACCCCAGCCUCCGCUUCUGUCUCAGCCUCAAACUCAGCAGUCGAACGAUUCUAAACAACGACGGCCGCGAGUGAUCAAGAUGGAGCAUGGUACUGCAAAGCCGAAGAAGGAGCCCAGAAAGCCCAGAAAAUCUGCCUGAGCCCGAACUUUUUUGUUGUGUAUGCGAUGGGGAUGUUUCUGAGACGGCGACAGUCUGACGACGAUAACUUCUUGGUUCGAUUUUCCUUCUUCCUCUUCUUCGUCCUUCGUUGUUUCGACAUUACAGAUACCCCCCACUCAGGCGUGGAUUGAUCUCAGAGCGCGCUUCAGGCGGUCCUCUUUUUGAUGGGUUGGGCUGGGCUGGGCUGGUACACUCAGCCAUUCCCACCCACCACGCCAAAACUUUGAUUCGACAAACCGCCCCAAACUGAAAGCCCAAAGCCCCCAAAGCCCAGGACGGAACGGAACUCUUACCGGUGGCAGCGACGAAUGCGUCAACGGGCUUGUGGCUGUGGGCCAUCGCACACACGUCGCACCCGCUUGGUCAUUUCCUGCACAGCAUGUCAAGGAGAGGGAAAGGCCUGGCAGAAGAAGCCUGGGCAGAAAUUGGUUCCCCACCGCCACGGCACACUAUCGCGGCUGAGAAAGAGUUGCGGUCUGAGGGACAAAACACAUACACACACACACACACACACACACGCCCGCCCGCGUUGGCGCCAUCAAACCCGACUAGUCAUUUUCGUCUCACGACUUGCGGUUUCCUCCUCCUCGCAUGCGACGAGAGUGUUUUCUAAUUCAACCGAGACAUCGUCUUUUCCCCCGUCCUUUUUUUUUUUUGUUUCAUUGCCAAGUGCAGGCGGAGAGAAGGGUCGACACAGAAGGUUUGUAGACUUGGGAAAGGAAAAAAAUUGGCGUCAUCGGGGUUUUCAUCUGGGUUUUCUAUCUUUCUGUGUGUUUCGGAGAGCCUGUUUUUGUUUUGUUCACUUUUUGCUCCCAGCUAGCCACCCCUCUGCUUUCCUUUUGCUGAAAUACUCAAACCCCCGGCAGAGGUUUCCUAAUUUUCCUUUUCUGGUCAGCGCUCAACAAACAUUUCGUUGUGCUCGCGAAGGUAUAGAGCCGUAACUGAAGGACAGGCUUCUUCGAUAAGCUGCCUGAAUAGACGACCAUGAAACUUUUCAUUUACACAAAGGAAACGGAAAACUUCCCGACUCGUGACUGUGAAGCAUGCCCAAUUAUCAGAGUAAUAUGCAUAGCGGCAUAGGAUGAAAAGUUCACUUGGCGAUGACUCAACCCCGGACGGAAAACGCUUCAUUGGGUCGUCGUUUCCCUCCGUCUUACGUGUACCCAACCCAUUGUCCGAGAAUCCAUAUGCAGAGCGCUCCAACGCUAGCUAAUCUGACGGUUCCGGGCUACACAAGUCCGCAUUUCCGCCUCAUACAAUCCUGCCCGAGGAGGCUUCGCGUGGUUGAUGGUGAAAGCUGGAUAAAAAUGUAUGCUCUGAUGCUUGGCGGGAGAGGCUCUGAACGCGAUGCUCAAGCCUAGAGUCGAGCGCGCGUUUCCACGUGAAACUAUGAUGCCUGUGAAUCCUGGUGGCGGGGCGGAGUUUUGGCUAGCCCCGGAGGAAUUCGCACUCGGGCUUGUC